AUGCCAGCCAUGCUUCGUUACAUGACAACAGCUGCCACUCAAACCGCCUCCAAUCCUGAUGAGCCCACCUUCUUAAAAUCAGUCGAGCUAUAUUAUGAUCGUGCUGCGAAACUUAGUGGUGUUCCAGGAGGAACCUUGAGCCAUCUUCGUGCUGUGGAUGCUCUUCUGCGUGUCACAUUUCCUAUUGAGCUGGAAGAUGGAAAAUACGAAGUGAUAGAAGCAUAUCGUGCUCAGCACUCGCGUCAUAGAUUGCCCGUCAAGGGAGGUAUUCGUUAUUCUGAGGAGGUAGACCUUCAGGAGGUUGAAGCUUUGGCCUCUUUGAUGACUUAUAAGUGUGCCGUUGUGGAUGUGCCUUUCGGUGGCGCAAAAGGUGGCAUUAAGAUUGACCCCAAGAAGUAUACCGUUGAGCAGCUUGAAAGAAUCACCCGUCGUUAUACGAUGGAGCUUUGCCAAAAGAAGUUUAUAGGUCCUGGUAUUGAUGUUCCUGCCCCUGACGUUGGUACUGGUCCCCGUGAGAUGUCAUGGAUAAUGGACACCUACAGACAGUUUAACGUGGACGAUGUGAAUGCAGCUGGCUGUGUUACCGGAAAGCCACUUUCCCAGGGUGGUGUGAGAGGUCGUACUGAGGCCACUGGUUUGGGAGUAUAUUAUGGUCUUCGCGAGUUCCUGAGUUAUCCCCAAGUACAAAAACGUACUGGUCUUAGUGGAAAGGUCAAAGAUGUUAGUGUGAUUGUCCAAGGUUUCGGAAAUGUUGGAUAUUACGCUGCAAAAUUCUUUGAGAACAAUGGUGCAAAAAUCGUCGGUAUUGGAGAGAGAGAUUGUUCAAUCUACGAUCCUAAUGGUCUCAAUGUCGAGGAGCUCCAGAAGCACUACAAAGCCCAUAGUAGUUUCCGCAACUUCUCUGCAACGUCCAAGAUCCUUGAAGAACCCACCGAGAUUCUUGAGCAGGAGUGUGAUAUUUUGAUUCCUGCCGCUCUUGAGCGUCAGAUCGGUCUUCGAAAUGCUGACAAAAUUAAGGCCAAGAUUAUCGGUGAGGGUGCCAAUGGACCUGUUACUCCUGCUGCCCAUGAAUACCUUGAGAAGCGUGGUAUUGUUGUCGUGCCUGAUCUUUUGUUAAAUGCUGGCGGUGUUACAGUUUCGUACUUUGAGUGGUUGAAGAACCUUUCCCACGUUCGAUUUGGACGAAUGAAUAAGAAGUUUGAUGAGAGCAGUCGUAGAAAACUUUUAGAUCUUGUAGAGACCAAUGCUGGUAGAGAACUAACAGAGUUAGAACGAAAGACUAUUGUCCAUGGUGCAGAAGAAGCUGACUUGAUUUACUCUGGACUUGAAGAUACAAUGAUUCAAGCUUGUCAAGAAACCAAGCAGACAGCAGAGCUGAAAAACGUAGACUAUAGAACGGCUGCUUAUAUCAAUGCUAUCCAGAAGAUUGCCGUUGUCUACAAGGACUCUGGAAUGCUCUUCAUGAAAUAG
This is a messenger RNA of Phycomyces blakesleeanus NRRL 1555(-), 1470 nucleotides long. RefSeq lists its product as hypothetical. Gene Ontology annotation, molecular function: L-glutamate dehydrogenase (NAD+) activity. Gene Ontology annotation, biological process: L-glutamate catabolic process. Lineage: Eukaryota; Fungi; Mucoromycota; Mucoromycetes; Mucorales; Phycomycetaceae. The transcript has 8 exons. The record is from RefSeq and is a predicted model, not a curated record. Gene Ontology annotation, cellular component: mitochondrion. Bases 1 to 1470 code for a protein of 489 amino acids.